AUGGACGAGCGCACCUGUGCUAUCGGCAAAGGUGGAACUCCCGCCAAAGCAGAUCCGAUAUCAAACGUGGCCGGCAGCGCCAGCAGUGCUCGACAAAAAGUGAAAACUACGCCGGGCGUGCCUAGACAAAGUGAUUCCGAGGAUAGUGAUUUGGAAAAUCCUGCCAAAAGCCGUGAAGUAGACCGAUACAUAAGACUGCGGGAGGAGCACGUGGAAGCGGUAGUGAUUCUCAAGAAGGAAAGCGUACAGGAUAGCUUCGACAAGCCGGACAACGAGGAAAGCCUUGUAAAGAAUAAUGGAAAAUUGACUUUUAAUUUGACGCCGGAGCAGCUCGGGAAUGUGACAGGUUGUGGUGCAGUCAGCGAUGUGAAAAAAAUCAAUCCGCCCGGCAGUGCCUUCUCGGAGGACAAGAGCAUAACGAGAAAAUCUAGCUUGCGAAGAAAUUCGCUUCAUUGCAAUCAAAUCGAGUUGGAGAAGCUGUAUACGAUGGAACCGCCGAAGCCAAUUCCACAGAUAGCAGGACUGUUUGACGUGCCGAAAAAAAUCCUCAUGCCACUGUCCAGUGGAGAGCAGAAUUCCGUUGAUGUCAGUAGUAUUCAGGACAAAAAACUCUCGUUAAAAUUUGAUGAAAUUCUCACCGUUUACGACGAAUUUCCGACAGAUUUUCUUCCGGCCAAGUAUUUGUGUGGCAUUUGCAGAAAACUUUGCAACGAACCCCGGGUGUUGGACUGUUUGCAUUCCUUCUGCAAGCGCUGUCUGAUCGAGCUGGAGGCAAGCACCCACAACGGGAGCAAUCUGUUUUGGCGCCGAAUGAACGAAAGUUGCAACUUCGAGUUGGACUCGGAGGCAACGGGAUGUUCGUGUAUGGCAUCUAGCGACGAGAAAGGACAACAUGAAAAGCUUCCGAGCAAGUCAGCAACUAAGGUCCAGGAGCCGCCCCCAUGUCCCGCUAAUAGUGUAACUAAUUUUGAAACGUUCAACGCAGAGUCGCGUUUCGAUCAGAUCAGAGCAUCAUUCCAGAGUUUUAAGGAAAAAAAUUGUUUGAAGUCGCCAUCGAAAGAGAAGAUCGAUUUAUGCUUUAAUCAUGAUUUAAUUACCUUUAGAUUAUUCAUUCAAACAGUUGUUAAUAUGCAUUUUCAGAUCAGAGCCAAGGCGACAAAGGUGUUGUACAGUAAUCAGGAAAAACACAUCCAAUGUCCAACUUGUGGAUUGGCUACGGAAAUUCCUCUCGGUGGUGUGCACCGUCUUCCACCGCAUUUUGUAAUGGCACGUAAAAUCGAGGAUAUGGUUUCGGCUUGUGGAAAUCCUCCGCCGAACAUUCUUUGCGAACUGUGCUCCAGCGAAGUGUCGGCGACAUCAUCCUGCACGACGUGUUCACUAAAACUGUGCAGCUUUUGCCGAGAGGCUCACGAGAGGCAGCGCAACACGUCCGCUCACAUCGUCCGCUCGGUUGGGGAGCUGUUGAAAAAAUCCCGUCGCCCUGAUCCGGAGACACGCUCCAUUAAGUGCCCCAUGCAUCCGGAGCAUCAAUUAAAAUUAUUCUGCACCACUUGCCACCAAGUGAUAUGCAACGAAUGCACGGUGCACGUUCACUGGGAUCACAAGCACACGUCGGCAUCGAAAGCGUGCAAAAUCUACAGCCGAUUUGUGAGGAAUGCCAUCGAGCAGACCAAACCACUGGAGGACUACGCCAUGCAGGCCAUCGGUCGGCUUAACGAUUUGUCGGUACGGAUCAGUGGCAGGUGCGAAGCCGUACAGCGAGAUGUCGAGGCGUUCGUUGACGAGUAUAUCGAAGCACUGGAAGAGCACCGGAAAACGUUGCUGAAGCAAAUCGACGACGUCCGGGAGGCCAAGAUGGAGAUGAUUAUUGCUCAACAGAGCGAUUUGGAGCAACGUUCCCGAAAUGCCCGUGCGGCCGUCGAGUUCGCGGAGGAAAUCAUCAGCGAGGGCAACGAAAUUGAAAAUCUGGUGUUCGUGAGCAUUUUGCUAAAUCGGCUGGAGUACUGUCUGAAAUCGAAUCGUGCGCUUGACUUCAAAGUUACGGACACGUUGGAGUUUUUGCCGGAUGAGCUGGCACCGUGCUUCAAGCUGCAGAGCCCGAUUGUCCUCUACGGUGUGGUAACGACCCAGAAAGCGGACCCGAGAAAGUGUACGCUGGAGAAUUGCGCCGAACUGGCCUGCCUCAAAGUACACAAAAAGGUGGAACUAUCGCUUGUCACCAAGGAUUACGAGGGUAAAACGAUGAAUCACGGCGGGCUUAUGAUACAAACGGAUCUCCGCUAUAGGGACGAGGAAACGAGGGUCGUCUCACUUCAUGUCGUCGAUAAUAGAAACGGAACGUACCGGCUGUCGUUCCUGCCGGAGCGUGCAGGUGUUAUGAAUUUGAUGAUAUCCGUUGAUGGGAAAGUUAUUGGGGACUGCCCAUAUGUGCUGCGAAUUCAUAACUUACGGCCACACUCUGGUGUGUAUCAUUGCUGUUCGUUCUGCUCGAGUAAUGGAUCGAAGGUUAGCACCUGUGCAUGCGGCAGUAUUAUGCCUGGCGGCUACCGAGGUUGCGGACACGGUCAUGAGGGACACCCCGGUCAGCGGCACUGGUCCUGCUGUGCCAAUCUUACAGAAUAUUCCGACUGUGUGUCUCCAGGAAAAAACUGGCGGUAA
Molecule: messenger RNA, 2658 nt
Organism: Sabethes cyaneus
Lineage: Eukaryota; Metazoa; Arthropoda; Insecta; Diptera; Culicidae
Product: tripartite motif-containing protein 45
Exons: 7
Coding region: 1-2658 (885 amino acids)
Biological process (GO): positive regulation of DNA-templated transcription
Cellular component (GO): nucleoplasm; chromatin
Molecular function (GO): protein binding; zinc ion binding; ubiquitin-protein transferase activity
Source: RefSeq, a predicted model, not a curated record